CACCAGACCUCCUGCGUGGGGUGGGGCUGGGAAGUUACUGCAUCGCUACAGUGUCCUAAGGAGGGCAGGCUUUCCAGUGGGAUUGUUGGAGCUGCAUCUCGAAGGAUGGGUAUGGUUUGGGUGUGUGGAGAGGCAGAGGAGUCACAGUCCUGGUUGACUUAAGGAGUGUAUUUGGUUGGGUUUGAAGAAAUGGCAUGUGCAAAGUUUUGGGAGUUGGGGUAGGAAAGGCAUUUUUGAAAGAGUGAGUGGAAUGGUCAGGCUGGAACACUGGGUUUGCAUGGGAAUUGUGAGAAGGAAGAUUAGAAGGAAUAGUCUUUGUAGGCCACAGAACUUGCUGGAGUGCUCCCUCUGCCUCCUCCCAGCUUCUUCCCUCUUUCUCUUCUGCUUCUCCACUUCCUCCUUGCCUCCCAACCCCCACUUACAUGCAACAUCUCAUUCCAUCCUUUAUAUUGCUAUUAUUGAGUGGAUAAUUAUUAUUCUAGUAUUUGGAUGAGAAAACCUGAGGCUCUGGCCAUGGUUACAUAGCUUGUAAUAAGGGUCUAUUCUGAGUCCAGUAAUCAUCCUGCUGACCACUGAGGAUUCUUGAAUGUGGGCAAGAAGUUGGGCUGGGCUUGUGGAGGUUGUUGGAUUUGCAGGGUGGCUGAUUGAACCGUUUCAGGCAAGAUGAGUUGGGUGGUUAAGAGCAUAGCCUCGAGUCACAUAGUUUGGGUUCAAAUCCCAGCUUCAUUACUUGCUAACUGCGUGACCCUGGGCAAGUUGCUUGAUCUUACUAAGCCUCAGUCUUCUCACCUGUAACAUGGGAGCAAUAACACCUCAUGGGGUUGUUAUGAGGAUCAAUGAGGUGUACCCGGCACAGAGCAAUUGCUCACCACCUGGAAGCAAUUGUAAUUAGCCUUGUGUAAUUAGUCUCUGGGCUCUGGCUGUGCACCUGCAUCUCAUUCUUCAGCACAUCGGUUUCCAGGACACAGCCCAUCCUGGCUGAGCUCGUUUUAUUAAGGAUGACAUCGGAGGUGCUGAAAGUCUGCCACCAGUGGCAGUGACGUGGCUGUGCCCCACGCUUAUCCACUGGGGCCCCUCCAUGAGCCUGCCAGUGCCCUGAUGGAGCCCCAGCCUUGCCCGCGAAGCGUGGCUGAGGGCUUCCUGGAGGAGGAGCUGCGGCUCAAUGCUGAACUGAGCCAGCUGCAGUUCUCAGAGCCUGUGGGCAUCAUCUACAAUCCUGUGGAGUAUGCGUGGGAGCCGCACCGCAGCUAUGUGACCCGCUACUGCCAAGGCCCCAAGGAAGUGCUCUUCCUGGGCAUGAACCCCGGGCCCUUUGGCAUGGCCCAGACUGGGACUGUCUGUCUGCCCCCAAUACUACCCAUCACAUCCUGUGGAGGGCCAGAUACUCCCAUAUGCUCUCUCUCUGUGCUUCCAAAGGUGCCCUUUGGGGAAGUGAGCGUAGUCCGGGACUGGUUGGGCAUUGGGGGACCUGUGUUGACCCCACCCCAAGAGCACCCGAAGCGACCAGUGCUGGGACUGGAGUGCCCUCAGUCGGAGGUGAGCGGUGCCCGGUUCUGGGGCUUUUUCCGGAACCUCUGUGGACAGCCCGAGGUCUUCUUCCGUCACUGUUUUGUCCACAAUCUGUGUCCUUUGCUCUUCUUGACUCCCAGUGGGCGCAACGUCACUCCCGCCGAGCUACCUGCCAGGCAGCGAGAACAGCUCCUUAGGGCCUGUGACGCGGCCCUCUGCAGGCAGGUGCAGCUGCUGGGGGUGCAGCUGGUGGUGGGAGUGGGGCGCCUGGCGGAGCAGCGGGCGCGGCGGGCUCUGGCAGGCCUGACGCCUGAGGUCCAGGUGGAGGGGCUUUUGCACCCCUCCCCUCGGAGCCCACAGGCCAACAGGGGCUGGGAGGCAGCGGCCAAGGAGAGACUGAAUGAGCUGGGGCUGCUGCCGCUGCUAACGAAAUGAGGGCCCCUGUGGCCCGGCACAGGACAUGUUCAAGGCCCCCAAGUCAUCCCGGGGCAAGCAGAGGACUACACGCCCCCUGGCCUGGAGCCACAGGGGCCUUCUGGGCUCCCUGGUUGCCGGGGCCUGCCGUGGCAGGUCUGACACUAGUCCGCUGGCUGCAUUCUUCCCCUUCCUUUGAGCACGGCCCCUGCUCCUGUGGUAGCUAAGUCCACAGAGACGGGGCGUCUGCCAACUGCGCUACCUCACUGUUGGCGCCGGGGCCUCUGCUCAGCUGAGAUGGGCCCGAACUGUGACUUCUGGGGCCGUAUUUGCUGUGUUAGACGUAUUUGCUGUGUUAGAGGAAAGAUCCUGCCAGGACCCCCACCCAUCCUCCUAGAACAGCUUCCUGCAAGCUGAGCCUUUUCCUCACAGGGACCAGGACAAAGUGAAGGCUGUGGAUGUUAAGAGUGAACUUCUUAUGGGAGACUGAGGCUGGAUCAGAGAAAGAAUUCAGUGUGGCAGAGUGUGGAAGACCAGAAGACCUGGCUUUCUUCAUCUCGGCUUUGAGGCUUCAUGGCUUUGUGAACUUUAUGACUUUGGACAGAUUUGAUGGACCUCUCCAAGCCUCCGGAUCCUCAUCUGUAAAAUGGGGAUCUCUACCUCAUGGGGUUGGGGUGGGGAUUAAGUGAGAUAACACUUGGAAGUGCCUUGCGUCCUGCCUGGCGGGUGCUCCUUAUCCUUCUUGCUUUUUUGCCUCUUGGUUGGGGCGUCACUGUACUACACUACAAAAGGAGCGCCCCCACUCCAGGACCUUGCUGGGUGAGGGGCAGAUCCUUGCCCUGCCAGAGGUGGACCAGUAACUUUAUGAAAAACGCAGCCUGUGAUUUUUCAGUCUAAGCAUUAAAAACUCCUAAACCGG
Messenger RNA from Leptonychotes weddellii (Weddell seal), 2842 nucleotides. NCBI's taxonomy places the organism in Eukaryota, Metazoa, Chordata, Mammalia, Carnivora, Phocidae. The record is from RefSeq and is a predicted model, not a curated record.